Nematolebias whitei (Rio pearlfish) is the source of this 1213-nucleotide messenger RNA. Its product is annotated as protein phosphatase 1 regulatory subunit 1B. Gene Ontology annotation, molecular function: protein phosphatase inhibitor activity. Bases 168 to 749 code for a protein of 193 amino acids. Gene Ontology annotation, cellular component: cytoplasm. The record is from RefSeq and is a predicted model, not a curated record. Gene Ontology annotation, biological process: intracellular signal transduction. NCBI's taxonomy places the organism in Eukaryota, Metazoa, Chordata, Actinopteri, Cyprinodontiformes, Rivulidae. The transcript has 5 exons.
GGCAGGCACGAGGUUCUGCCACAGAACUUCAGAGACCAAACAUGCACUGAACACCGACUAAUGCCUGGUUAGAGUUUGGACCCGGAGGAAGUUCCGCGGACUGACUCCACCUGGGUUUGAGUUUGGACGCUCGUGCGCUUGGCUGUGGAGGUGAGAGGCUGGAUGAGAUGGACCCGCUGCUGCCCCCAGACCCGGACAUGAUGGCGCGAGAGGCGGACAGGGAGGAGAGGAGGAAGAUCCAGUUCUCCGUUCCGUCCCCCGUGCCCCUGCAGCUGGACCCGCGACAGGUGGAGCUGAUUCGACGCCGAAGGCCGACACCUGCCACCCUUUUCAGACUGACAGACCCACCAUCUCCAGAGGAGGACAGCGGCCCACAUCAGUGGCUUCUGGGGGAAAAUGGCGCUUUAAAAAACAAACUGGUUCACAUGUCAACUUACCAGCCACCGUCGCUUAAAGAGGUGCAGAUGAUGGCCCAGGCUCAUUUGUCCUCUUUAGAUUCGAAUUCAGCUGGCAGAGAGGAGCCCUCCUCUGGAGAGGAAGAGGAGCAACAUGACGAUGAGGAGGAGGAGGAGAAGCAGCAGACGGCAUCAGCCACAUGUGAUUCAAGAGAGGAGCGUAAACCCCUCAGGGAUCCACAUGAUGCGCCGGUCAGUUCACCCGCAGGGGCGGAGGUCACUCGUCGCCAUGACGACCAGGAUAAAGCUACAAGAAGAAAAGGGACACAGACAAAUAUAAAGGGACCUGACUGAGAAAGUUUAGUAAUGAAGUGACCAGCACGACUCGUGCAGGGAAUAUAUGUACAUGGGUGUACUUAAUGAGUUUUGUAGAGCUGCAGGUGUGCAUGCAACGGUAAUGUGGGAAAAGAGUGAGGAGAAAACAAACGAUCGCUGAGGAAGAAUAUAAAUGAGCAGGUGUGGGCAAAAGUUUAAGCUGAGACAUGUGAAGGAAAUCAUGUCUCAGGCAGCCAGAAGCCUAUAAAUAUGUUUCAGAUCUACAGUAGAAAAUAAGAUAAACUUGUUAAAAUCAGAAGGCUUACAUUUAAACCAGCUGGAUUCAGCAGGAUUUCAAGGCUAGUUUAGGUGUGACAAAAUUAAUUUAAAAUUGAUGAUAAUCGCUGCAGGAGCUUGUUACUUUAUGCAUACUGUACCAUAUUUAUUCCGAACUGGGUUUUAUUGGUAAAAUCACAGCGACUUUGUUCUUUUAUGUUCUUUUC